CGUCAGUUCGUGUGUGUGGGUGGCUGAGGAAGGACCUGUUCACCUCUGCUCUAGUGUGACUCUAAUUUCUCUUCUCCCCCCCCCACACACCACCACCACCACCACUACCACCAUCACUCCACCUCCCUCCUGCACCUCUACCACUCCACCACCACAGCACCUCCACCAAUCACCACAGCGCUAUGUCCAGUGUAAGCAUGGAGAGUUCAACAGCACUGUCUCAAAGUAUGGAUUCUGUCAACACAGCAGCCGCGGAGGAAGAGUUCUGCUCUCUUUCACAGGUGCGGACGCUGUUUGUGAGUGGCCUACCCAUGGACGCCAAACCACGGGAGCUGUACUUGUUGUUCAGAGCAUACGAGGGCUACGAGGGGUCACUACUGAAGGUGACGAGCAAGAACGGGAAGACUGCAUCGCCCGUGGGUUUCGUCACGUUCAGCACCAGAGCAGGCGCGGAGGCAGCAAAACAAGACCUGCAGCAAGGGGUAAGGUUUGACCCAGAUAUGCCACAGACAAUCAGGCUGGAAUUUGCUAAAAGUAACACAAAAGUCAGCAAGCCGAAGCAACAGUCCCCGCCUGCCGCAGCACCUCACCCGACCCUUGUCCACCCAUUCACAGGACUAGAGCUCAAUACGGCCUUCUUCCCCGGCGGGCCUGACGUAUGGCCGCCCCAUCCCCUGGCCUACACCGCGGAACUCCCAGGGUCAGCCGCCGCCGCCGCCGCUAGCCUGCAGCACCACCACCCCGCCCUCUUCCCUGCCCUUCACGCUCAGGUCCCAAUGGUGCUCGAGGGAGGGGGGCCGUGGCCGCCCCUUGCCCUCCCACACGCCCCCAUGGUCUCUCACGCCCCUGGGGUUGUGAUGCCCUCCCCCGCCCUUGCCUCCCCUGCUGGCUCCCCACACUCUGCCCACCCUGCCCCCCCACAGCAGCACCCCCACAACCCCCCCUGCUCCACUCUGUUCAUCGCCAACCUGGGGCCAAAUGUGGCUGAACACGAUCUGAAGGAUAUAUUUUCAAGGGACACAAGACUGAAGCUGAUGGAGCCCCGACCAGCUGCCCACAUGGAACGCCUUGCCUCAUAACUCUCCCGGCGUGUGACCUGACCACCCAGCCCCCCGGAGGCCCCCCACACCCCUCUGACAGCACCCCCACACCCCCCACCCACCCACACCUGCUGGGGCGCGGGGUGUACUGGCCUCCUGCACCCCCACCACCACUACUACCACCGCCACCACCACCACCACCACCACUACUACAGCCAGGCAGGGGCUAUACCUGUAUAAGACGUGUUUAUCCUGGUGGUUCUGUUUUAUUCAUGUUUUCCUCCUAUUAUUGUUUUUCAUUUUAUUUUUCAUGUUAUUUCCUGUUUCUUCAUGUUUGUUUUCAUUUUUUCACUCAAUACGGCUAUUUUUUUAUCUGGUUUUGUCGUCUUUCUCAUUCGAAGCACAACAUCCAAUCCCUGUGUCUCCGUGUAUCCCAUUUUCUCUAUUGACAAACCCCAGAGUUGAGAAAAAACAUUAAUUUCCCCUACGACAAACAAAAAUUCAUUCCCGUUUUCUUUUUAUACUUUCACGAGUUUUUGGUAAUUUUCCUAUUUCCCCACGAGUAUUUUCAUGAUUUUUUUUUACUUUCCUGAGUUGUUCCAUUAUUUUUUCAUUUUCACGAGUAUUUUCAUUAUUAUUCUUACUUUUCCCCUGAUUAUUUUCCCAUUUAAUUACGUAUUUCCUCUUCUGUUUACGUAAUGCAUUGUUUGCUGUAGCUCCCUUGUGUUGCUACUGACCUGAGUUGACCUGACCCAAACCUUACCAGGACACGACCUCACAUGGCCUCUGCCAGCCAGCGAUUCAGCUCUGACCUGACCCUGGCAGAACAAGAGGCACAUAAUGUAUUUUUUUUUGUCUUGCGUAUAAUAUUUUACUUUUUGUACGUAUAUAUUUUUGUGGUAUUAUUAUUUUGUGUACUAGUAUUUGGUUUUCCUUUUUAUAUAUAGUGAAGAUAUAUAUAUACGUAAUACAUAAUAUAUACUGACCUCUUCCUCUCUCUUUCUCUUUCUCUCUUUCUCUCUCUCUCUCUCUCUCUCACUUUCUCUCUCUUUCUCCUGACUUGUACACUUCCCACUCAGAACAAAAGAUCUCAGCCUUCCAAAGAUACGAGUGAAUGGUGAAUGAACUAACAAACAAACAAACUAACUGACUAACUAAUGACGUAAUGUAACAGUUCACUAACCGGAGGAGAAAAUGCUCAGUCAAACCUAAAUAUACGUGUACUUAUUUUACGUUUUGUCGCUUGUUGGGAGUCGUGUGUUUGUGACAGUGUGUGAAUGGGGCUUUGUGGUGCAUUAUGGGUAAGAUUGUGCUACUUUACGUCUUACAGUGAAGAGAAAGUGAUGUCCUGUGGUGCACUGUGGUUAAGAAGAGCUGUGUUUUACGUCUUAAGUGAGGAGAAAGUGUUUUACCAUGGUGUAUUGUGGGUAAAAUAAGCUGUGUUUUGCGUCUUAAAAUACGUCACACCCUUGCGAAAAAGUGAAAAAAAAAAAAAACUGGCGUAUUAAUCGUAAUGCAAAACGAGAGACCAUUUUAACUUAACUCUUUACUUCCAAGCUAAAUGAGUGAUUAAUCCAACAACCCUUUACUUUCCAACCAAACAAGCAACCAGUUUAACCUAACCCUUCACUCCCAACCCAACGAGCCUUGAAUUACACCCAACCCUUUGCUCCCCAGCCAAAGAGGGCAGCCCCAAUCACCACAAACACCACGACUCCCGACACAAGCGGCCACGAUGACUAACCAAUUAAAAACAAAUGCAAAAAAAAGCACCAAAAAAACAAGCUUAAAUUAACAGCCCGCCAUACUUCCUAUCUUCCUCCUUUCCUUCCUAUUCCUAAAUUUUCGUAUUCCUGUUUCAUUCCUAUACUGAGUCUUUCUUAAAUUACUUUGUUUUCUUAUACUUUUCUUCUUUUCCUUCUCUUUCUUCCCUCUUCUUAUCCAUAUUUCCAUCAUUGCUAUGUUCCUUUAUCCCUUCAUACAAUUUCAGUCUCAUUUUCUCCUUUCCCUUUCUACUCCUCAUUCUUAACUUUGUCUAAUCUACCAGUUUUCUCUUUCCUCCCUUUCUUAACUUAACCUAAAUCAUAACCCUCUUUAAACUCAACAUCCUUUUUCCUAUGGGUACUCUAUAACCAAAUAACCUAAACAGUCCCAGUGAAAAACAUUCCUUUUAAGAGUACGAAGCUCACACCAAAUAACCUAACCUAAUAUAUUAACCCCUUAUGGUAGAUAGACAGGAGCCGGAUGAGUCUAUCAAAACACUACACGGCUCCGAGGAUUCUCAAAGUGGAGAUGAAGUUUAAACAUACCAAAGAUCCCAGUGUGACCUCUCUAGUGACUUAAGACUCUACCAAAGCAGCAACCAAAGCUAGCUAGAGUGGGACCAUGAAGUGUGGCGAGGCAGUAAUGUUAGUAUUGUUAGUCAGGGCUAAGGAGUGACUGGUGGAAAUUAAAGUGUGUUAGGUAAGGAAUGACUGGUGGAAACUGUUGGAAGUGUUUGUGUUGCAAGGAAAGGAUGGAUUGGGAAAGGUGGAGAUUCGCUUAAGGUUGUAAAUGAAAGAUAGAAAAUUGUGUUGAUGGAUGAGAAAGGAUGGAUUUGAAGUUAGUGGAGGAAAUGGUGGAGGUUUGCAAUGAAAGAAUGAGCCUGAAUACCCAAAUGAUGAAAAUAGAUUGAGUCUGUAAUGAAGGAAUGUGUCUGAAUAUAUGCACGAUGGAAAAAAUAGCUGGAUUUAUGAACGACAGAUGAAAGAAACCACAGAAAAUAUUGACAGUAGAGAUGUUUGUGUUUGUAAUGAAAGGAUUGGUGAAAAUUAUUGAAAACUGUUUAUGUUCAUGAAGGGAAGGCGAAAGAAAUGUUGACAGAUGAAUAAUGAGAAGCUAGACAAACAGAAUGAUACAAGAUUCGAGUAAAAAAGAUACUUGAGUUUAUAAAAGACUGUAAUGAAUUAAUUUGAGUUUACAAAAGGCAAAAUAUUUAAGAAGAUGGUAUAGAAUGGAUGAACAGUGAAAAAAAAUUAAUGAAACAAGGACUAAAAAGACAAAAUUAAUUAAAUAUUUAGAUGAAGGAUGAAAAAAAAUAUAGGAAUUGCUGAAGAGAGAGAAGGAACAAAACAAAGAAAACAACAAUAAUAAUAAUAAUAGUAAUAACUGAUAAAUGAGUAAUGAGAAAGACUUAGGAAUAAUGGAGGAAGAUGUGAAUGAGACCAAAGAUGAAGAAUAAUGAUUAGAGAGAUGGAAGAGAAGGAAAGACAAAGAAUGAAGAAGAGAAAAAAGACAAGACUAGCCAUUUGUUUGACUGUCUGAGUGUGUUUUGAACUGAGAUGCAGAUGGAAGGACACACACACACACACACACACACACACACACACACACACACACACACACACACACACACACACACACACACACA
Molecule: messenger RNA, 4449 nt
Organism: Scylla paramamosain (green mud crab)
Lineage: Eukaryota; Metazoa; Arthropoda; Malacostraca; Decapoda; Portunidae
Product: protein couch potato-like
Exons: 10
Coding region: 183-1079 (298 amino acids)
Molecular function (GO): mRNA binding
Source: RefSeq, a predicted model, not a curated record